AUGACACGGUCAGCUGUUCCACUUGUAGAGACAGCUACAAAUAGGUUGUUGCCAUAUGUAAUAUCAGUCCAACCAUUGGCUACUGCAGCGUUUUCCAAUGUCCAUGAGGAUCCUGGUGGAGCUGGAGAUGGUGCACCAGAUGGAACAAAUGAGGGCUCACCAGAAGGCACAGCUGAUGGAGCUACAGAAGGGGUAACAGAAGGAAUAGAGGAAAGAGAAGGUAAAGUUGAAGGUGCCAAUGAUGGAAGCCUUGAGGGCUCUUUUGAUGGUGCAAAAGAAGGGACAGAAGAUGGAAACACAGAAGGCUGGCUUGUUGGUGCUGUAGAAGGUAUUGAUGUAGGUUCAAAUGAUGGAAUGGAGGACAAGGACGGUGCGCUUGAUGGAAGAGUCGAAGGUACUGAGGAUGGCAAUGAUGAAGGCUGGCUUGAGGGCUCAGAAGAUGGGAGUAAGGAAGGCAGUGCCGAAGGAAGCGAACUUGGUGCACUCGAGGGUUCAGAUGAAGGCAGAGACGACGGACCAGACGACGGCUCACUCGAGGGAAAAGGCGAUGGCGCUGAGGAUGGCAAUGAUGAGGGCUGGCUUGAGGGCUCAGAAGAUGGGAGUAAGGAAGGCAGUGCCGACGGAAGCGAACUUGGUGCACUCGAGGGUUCAGAUGAAGGCAGAGACGACGGACCAGACGACGGCUCACUCGAGGGAAAAGGCGAUGGCGCUGAGGAUGGCAAUGAUGAGGGCUGGCUUGAGGGCUCAGAAGAUGGGACCAAUGACGGGUUUGAUGAUGUAGAUGGUACACUGGACGGUAAUCUUGAAGGCACUGAAGUUGGCAUUGCUGAGGGUUGUGAAGAAGGUGACAACGAUGGGUCAAAUGAUGGCAUACUUGAGGGUACAAACGACGGUACCGAUGAUGGGUUCAAGGAUGGAAGAGUAGAUGACGGGGCUGAAGAUGGUGAAUUUGAAGGGACAGAAGUAGGAACCAAUGAGGGGAGUAAGGACGGGAUUGUUGACGGUAUAGAUGAAGGUGUAAAUGAAGGUAUACUGGACGGCUCU
Phaeodactylum tricornutum CCAP 1055/1 is the source of this 1044-nucleotide messenger RNA. RefSeq lists its product with no specific name. The record is from RefSeq and is a predicted model, not a curated record. The annotation marks the transcript as partial. The transcript is spliced from 2 exons. Lineage: Eukaryota; Bacillariophyta; Bacillariophyceae; Surirellales; Neidiaceae.